Paramecium octaurelia is the source of this 861-nucleotide messenger RNA. NCBI's taxonomy places the organism in Eukaryota, Ciliophora, Oligohymenophorea, Peniculida, Parameciidae. The record is from the annotation of a GenBank genome assembly.
ACCUCUUAAAGCUUCAUGAGUGUGAUAAAAAAUUAAUAAUCUCAUGAAGAAGGUAAUAAUAGCGAUUUUGAUUAAGUUGAUCAAUCACCUCCUUAUCUUGUUAAGGUGGACAGUGAAGUUGAGAAUGUUCAUUAUAAGGAGGGCAGUGAAGUUGAGAAUGUUCAUUAUAAGGAGGGCAGUGAAGUUGAGAGUGUUCAUUAAAAGGUGGACAGUAAAGUUGAGUAUGUUCUUUAUAAGGCGGACAGUGAGUAUGUUCUAUAUAAGGUGGACAUUGAAUUUAAGUAACUUAUUGGCAACGUUCAAACAACAGAAUCGGAUUUUGGAAUAUCCUAAGAAAUACGCAAUAAGACAAGUCAUAGUCAAAAUACACAAACGAAAUCGAAAAUAUCCUAAGAAGAAUGCAAUAAUAUUAACAAUGAGGCAAGUGAUAAUGUACAAAAAAGUUAGAGGAGCAGCGAAGUUGAAUAAAAUACUGAUGAAUAGGGGAUGGUCAUAUAAGCUUAAAUAAGUCUGAGUAAUGUUUCCCCUCAACAUGUACGAAUCCCACCAUAGGGAUACCAUCUUCCAAAAGAAACCAAAAAUAUCUAUAAAGCCUUCUAUGGAGGGUUGAAACGAUUUAUGAUGGAUUUACCAAAAGAUAUUAUCUUUUCCUAUGAGGCUGUGAACUUUUUGAAUACCCCUCUAAACAAAUUUUGCAAAGCGAGGCUUUUCAAUUCUAUAAACAAGUGCCCACAAAUGAGAAACUUUGCAGAAGUAUUUUUUUGCAAUUAUUAAUGGCCCAAAUAUCUGUUAGAAAAUAAUAAAAUAAAUUUGGAUAGAUGUUUCAGGAUAUGCCCAUAGAUAAUUGCUGAACUUUUUUGA